AGUCCACGUUAAUGUUGAAGGUUAGUUCUAGCUAGAGCUGUACGUAAUGUUGAUCAUCGUAUUCCUUUUGGUCUUUCUGGAGGCUUUGGAAGCAAAAGUUUUAUCUGUGACCACGUCGAUUCCAAGAGAUGCAAAAAACCCUAAGGUGAGAUUGUAUGCAAAAGAGUUGACGAUGGAUUGUUACGAAAUAAAAAAAGAAAGUUCCUAUUCCGACCAGUAUGGAGUGAAGAUAUACUCCUCUAGAGACAUUGUCUGGAUCAAUCUGGACAGUUGUCACGACGUACACACCCUCAAGGUCAACGUCCAAGGUGACUCGUUUGAAGUGCUGCUACCUACUGACAGAUGGACAUACUACGAACACUCGGUUUGCAAAGGGAGUAGUUUUGAUAAGAGCCAACUCUUCAAAACACGCUGGACUUUACGAAAACCGAAGACGUCGCAUUAUGACCAGGAAGACAGUGAUCAAAUUAAAAUCCAUCAUGGAGAUCAUCAUGAUAAAAAUUAUCGACACAAAUCCACAGUUGAAGAUGUCACUACACUAAUACCACGGCUGCGGGACUUCGGAAAGCACAUCAAGAUAUCCGCAUAUUACAAGGAAUAUACAUUGAAAUGUUUCAAACUAGAUGAGGAGGAAAGGAGAAUCGUAGACCCGGAUACAAAGUAUGCUACGGCGUUGUACAGCACGUUCACAGACUCAGGCAAAAUACCCUUUGCAAUACUCUUCAUGACCACAUGUGACAAAAUGGACAGAAACGACAUAAACAUUCAGGAUACCGCAUUGGAGGUCAGGCUGCGGACAGAAAAAUGGGCUUAUUUUACAAGGGAGUUGAUUACAGAUCCAUUACAAUUUAAGGGUGACGAGUUUUUUAAAAGUAAAGUUUCAAAAUCAGUAUGGACUCUAAGCCAGAAUUCUGAGUAUAAGACGAAUUCUGAGGGACCAUCGCAUUCUACUAGAGUAGAAGAGGUGUUCACGUACCCAACAUUUCUGAUAGCAUCAUUAAAGAGAAAAAAUGAAAUAACCGCAUACAGCCAAGGCUAUGUCAUGAGUUGUUUUAAAAUGGAUAAAAAAAUAAAGUUCACCAUAGAACUGCCCACAAUGAAAUUCACCAAGAAGGCGCGUUAUGUAGCGUUGAUUCAUUUUGAAAAGGAUACCUCCAACACUCACCAGAAAAUAUAUAUGAUAAUGGCGGACUGUGAUAAUGCAGAUAGAAACAUAAUAAAUAUGAAAGCAAAUGAGUUAGAAGUCAAACUAUCCAAUGGCAACUGGGUAUACUUCGAAGGUUCUGUGCGUAAAGGAGUUGUCCAACAGAGUAGACUGUCUAGAACCGACUGGACACUGCAAAAACAAGGUCGAUAUAAACCAUGAGAAAACUAUGCAGGACUCUUCCAAAAACGAUGUUAACAAGAAACCUCAUAGUAUGUCAUAAAUAAAAAAAACAGAAAAUGGUAUUUGUCAUAAAUAAAAGUGAGUUUCUUGGACCUUUA
Macrosteles quadrilineatus (aster leafhopper) is the source of this 1485-nucleotide messenger RNA. RefSeq lists its product as uncharacterized. The transcript is spliced from 8 exons. Lineage: Eukaryota; Metazoa; Arthropoda; Insecta; Hemiptera; Cicadellidae. The record is from RefSeq and is a predicted model, not a curated record. The coding region runs from base 47 to 1366 and encodes 439 amino acids.